GCCAUAAAAUUAUUUAAAAAAAAAAAGACAAUCCAAACUCAAACCUCAAUAUAAAAAUAUGAGCUAUUAAUACCAUAAUCAAUUUACACCUUUUUGAUUGUAUUUAUUUAACGUUAUUUAUUUAAUAAUUCACAGUGUACAGUAAUUAUUAACUCUCAAUUAUACAAAUCCCUAGUCGAAAUAAAAUCUAGUGCUCGUGAGGACAAACAUGUCUCAUCAGACAGGAAUUCAAGCAAAUGCACAACUUCAAAAAUAUUUUAGCAAAUGUAGAGAGGGAAAAAUAAGACUUUUGAAAGUUAGCAUUGAGGAUGAACAACUAACAUUGUCAUCGCACCAACCAGUAAAAGGGACUUGGGAGCAGGAUUUUGAUAAAUAUCUACCACCUCUGAUUGUUGAAGAUCUACCCUGUUACAUACUUUAUAGGUUUGAUUCAACAAAUUCUCUAGGAUAUGAAUGGUUACUACUCAGUUGGUCACCUGACAGUGCUCUAGUCAGACAUAAAAUGUUAUAUGCCUCUACCAAGGCCACAUUGAAGCAGGAAUUUGGGUCUUCACACAUCAAAGAUGAAAUUCAUGCUACAGUAAAGGAUGAAGUAUGCCUCAAAGGUUACAAAGCACAUGUAAGUGGCGUGAAUGCUCCUGCACCUCUCACGGACAGAGAAGAGGCUUUGAAAGAAUUGAAUGAGAGUGGAAAAGGCCCUAACUAUGGCACGGAUGCGAGACAGUCAACAAUGGGCGGGAUUGCUUUCCCAAUAACAGAGUCAGCCAAGCAGGGUAUAAUUGAUCUCCAACGCGGUUCCUACAAUUACUUACAAUUUACGAUUGAUUUAGAAGAUGAAAAGAUUUGUUUAGCGAAAGCGGCAAAUAUUAGUUUGGCAGAGCUCCCUUCGCAAGUGCCGAGUGAAGAGGCAAGAUAUCAUCUAUAUAUAUUCAAACAUACACACGAAGGAGAUCCACUUGAUAGCAUAGUAUUCAUCUACUCCAUGCCAGGGUACACUUGCAGUAUAAAGGAGAGAAUGAUGUAUUCCAGUUGUAAAGGAAACUUCCUUGAACUUAUUGAAUCUAUGGGAGUACUGGUUUCAAAGCGGGUGGGUGUCGAUGAAGGGAAGGAACUAACAGAGGAAUUUUUAUAUGACGAAAUUCAUCCGAAAGUAAAUUUGCACAGACCAGCAUUCGCUAAGCCAAAGGGGCCGCCCAAUAGAGGCGCCAAACGAAUCACAAAAACUCAAUCAACGCAGUAAAGCAAUAAAAAUAUACGAUAUUGAAGUAUUUAUAUGCGAGAUCUAUGUAUAUUUUACAACGACAUAAAGUGUCCCAUAAAUCAAUGUCAGGCUGUAUCGAUUGGGCAGGUUGUUAACCCCCAGAAAAAAAAAUUGUCACAUAUUUUUUCAAAUUAUUGCCAUUAUAAAUAACUUAUAUACCCUGUGAUCUAACUAUUUGUGUUGAAAAACAAUUUA
This is a messenger RNA of Pieris brassicae (large cabbage white), 1456 nucleotides long. It is a transcript of the gene twf, whose product is annotated as twinfilin. Lineage: Eukaryota; Metazoa; Arthropoda; Insecta; Lepidoptera; Pieridae. Gene Ontology annotation, biological process: positive regulation of neuron projection development; regulation of lamellipodium assembly; barbed-end actin filament capping. Gene Ontology annotation, cellular component: cytoplasm; myofibril; actin filament. The transcript has 9 exons. The record is from RefSeq and is a predicted model, not a curated record. Bases 209 to 1240 code for a protein of 343 amino acids. Gene Ontology annotation, molecular function: actin filament binding; actin monomer binding.